Penicillium diatomitis is the source of this 1389-nucleotide messenger RNA. RefSeq names its product mRNA splicing protein SLU7 (gene slu7). Lineage: Eukaryota; Fungi; Ascomycota; Eurotiomycetes; Eurotiales; Aspergillaceae. The transcript has a single exon. Gene Ontology annotation, molecular function: pre-mRNA 3'-splice site binding. Gene Ontology annotation, cellular component: spliceosomal complex. The coding region runs from base 1 to 1389 and encodes 462 amino acids. The record is from RefSeq and is a predicted model, not a curated record. Gene Ontology annotation, biological process: mRNA splicing, via spliceosome.
AUGUCAUCUCGAAAGCCAACGGAUGUUGCAGCUAAGGAGCGCAACGAAUACAUUCCCUCGUUCAUCUCGAAGAAACCCUUCUACGCAGAAGAUGAGUCGAAUGACGACUAUCUCGAGCAUCAGCGUCUACAAAAGAAAUCUCAGGAUCAGUCCAAAUGGUACGAUCGGGGGAAGCGCACGGGGCCGGCUGCAACCAAAUAUCGCAAAGGUGCUUGCGAAAAUUGUGGCGCCAUGACACACAAAACUAAGGAAUGUUUAAGUCGACCGCGCAAGCACGGAGCCAAAUGGACCGGCAAGGAUAUUCAAGCGGAUGAAGUGAUUCAGGAAGUCGAUCUGGGCUGGGAUGCCAAGCGAGACCGAUGGAACGGCUACGACGCGAGCGAAUAUCGCCAGGUGAUCGAUGAGUACGAGGAGCUCGAGUCUCUCAAGCGAACCACAAAGGAAGGAGCCGACCUUCAAAAACGACAGGACGAAGAUGGUGACGAAGAUCGCGAGGAUGGAGAUAUACGAUACGCCGAGGAGUCCGAUAUGGGUCGACACCAGAGCACUGCGACACGUAACCUUCGCAUUCGGGAGGAUACCGCCAAAUACCUUUUGAACUUGGACCUUGACUCCGCGAAGUAUGAUCCGAAGACCCGGCGAAUGGUGGAUAUGGGCGCACAGGAGGAUCAAGCUUCCGCGCUGGUAGCGGAGGAGAACUUCAUUCGCGCUUCUGGAGACGCCGCUGAGUUUGAGAAAGCCCAGCGCUAUGCUUGGGAUGCCCAAGAAGCAGGAAGGUCAAAGAUUCACUUGCAGGCCAAUCCGACAUCGGGAGAAUUUUUGCGGAAGAAAGAGAGAGAUGAAACAGAGGCCAAGCGGCAGGCCGAGCGGAAAGCUUUACUGGAGAAAUAUGGCGGCAACGAGCAUCUCGGUGCUACCCCAUUGCGAGAUUCGAUGGUCGUUGAGAACGAGCGUUUCGUGGAAUAUGACGAGUCAGGUGCCAUCAAGGGCGCCCCGAAAAAGGCCACCAAAUCCAAAUACGCUGAAGAUGUCAUGGUGAACAAUCAUACAUCGGUCUGGGGGAGUUGGUGGUACGAAUUCAAAUGGGGCUACGCGUGCUGUUUUUCCACGGUCAAAAACAGUUAUUGCACUGGUGAAGAUGGCAAGGAGGCUUUCCAACAAGAGGGUAACAUGUUACUCUUGCCGGAGACGGACAACAAUGCCGACGACCAAGCCGACCAUGAGGAAAAUGAGGAGAAGGAAACACAGUCCAAUCAGCACAAGAAACGGACGCUCGACGAGAUCAAAUCCGGCAUCACAGAGGAAGAGCUCGAGUCGUACAAGCGAAGCCGGCUUGCGGCCGAUGAUCCCAUGGCGAAGUUCAUUGGGAACGACGAAAACGACGACUAG